Molecule: messenger RNA, 528 nt
Organism: Erigeron canadensis
Lineage: Eukaryota; Viridiplantae; Streptophyta; Magnoliopsida; Asterales; Asteraceae
Product: metallothionein-like protein 1
Exons: 3
Coding region: 57-293 (78 amino acids)
Molecular function (GO): metal ion binding
Source: RefSeq, a predicted model, not a curated record
ACCACUAAACAUACUAAUUAGCAAACUCGACUAAAAAUCAUUGUCAAUAUAUCAAAAUGUCUUGCUGUAAUGGAAAGUGUGGUUGUGGAUCAAGCUGCUCUUGUGGCAGCAGUUGCAAAGGAUGCGGAAUGUAUCCUGACAUCGAGACCUCGAACUCUGUCAACAACGUGAUUGUUGACGGUGUUGCACCAAAGAAGAUGUAUGAUGAUGGAAGUGAGGGAAGCUUUGUAGCUGAGGGUGGACAAACAUGCAAGUGUGGGGCAAACUGCAAGUGUGAUCCUUGCAAUUGUUAAUUAAUUAAAAGAGUGAAGAUAUGAUGAUGAUAGUCUAAAUAAAUCAACUUAUAUAUCUUCCUAUCUUUUAAUAUGUGUCUUUAAAUAUGUCUCUCCAUGUUUUCUAGCUAGUGUUCAAGUGAACAAUAAAAAGAAUCUCUAUCCCUACUCAGGGAUUGUUGGUUGUGUGUUUAUGAUGUGAGUGGACUAUGGAGUAUUUGAAUGGAAGCUUUGAUGUGAUUAUGUUAAACAUUAA